AUGGGCUUCUCCCAAGUUCAGGAAGGUGGUGCUAUGAUGUUCCAGGUGAAGACAGAGAUGAAUGGGGUUACCAUUGGACCUGGAAUCAAAGAAGAGGUAGACCCAAAGGAAGAUGAAAGGAAAAGGAGGAGAAGGGAAAGGAAUAAAAUUGUAACCACCAAGUGCUGGAACAAGAAUGAGGAGAAGACGGAGUGCCUGCAGAAAGAGUCAGAGAAGCUGCAGAGUGUAAGUGCCGAACUGAAGGCCCAAAUUGAGGAGCUCAAGAAUGAGAAGCAGCUUUUGAUACACAUGCUGAACCUUCACCGGCCCACGUGUAUCGUCUGGGCUCAGAACAGGCAGAGUCUAGAAGAUGAGAGAAACCUCUUUAUCCAGAUAAAAGAAGGGACAUUGUAGAGGUAAGCCUGGUUUGAGGGCAACUGGGGAGUCCUUAUUGAAUCCUCCUUUUAUACCCAAAACCCUGAAGCCACUGGAGAGC
Cynocephalus volans (Philippine flying lemur) is the source of this 475-nucleotide messenger RNA. RefSeq names its product cyclic AMP-dependent transcription factor ATF-3-like. NCBI's taxonomy places the organism in Eukaryota, Metazoa, Chordata, Mammalia, Dermoptera, Cynocephalidae. The transcript is spliced from 3 exons. Gene Ontology annotation, cellular component: nucleus. The record is from RefSeq and is a predicted model, not a curated record. Gene Ontology annotation, biological process: regulation of transcription by RNA polymerase II. The coding region runs from base 1 to 393 and encodes 130 amino acids. Gene Ontology annotation, molecular function: RNA polymerase II cis-regulatory region sequence-specific DNA binding; DNA-binding transcription factor activity, RNA polymerase II-specific.